This is a messenger RNA of Rubroshorea leprosula, 609 nucleotides long. NCBI's taxonomy places the organism in Eukaryota, Viridiplantae, Streptophyta, Magnoliopsida, Malvales, Dipterocarpaceae. The record is from the annotation of a GenBank genome assembly.
CCAAAUGUCCAAGUGAUUACAUUUAGGAGAUCGACAUGGAGAAACGUAGCCCCCAAAAAAGGAAGAGCAGUAAUCCCUUUUGCAUCCCCCGGUUCAGAGGCAAUAAGAACAAACGUACGUUGCCAAUGACCCUCCUUGAACGCCUCCGAGAAGCCGCUUUCGGCCUUAUCAUGUUGUCUGCCCUCUCCAAGGCCUCAAAUGACGGCGGAUCAUCACCUGAUCUGCGACCGCGAAAGUACUACUACCCUGCUCAUGAUCAAGCUUACCAGAGUGAGGCUGUAGCCGACUGCAUCGAGUUCAUCAAGAAGAAGUCGUUGAGGGAGGAGAAUCGUGACUCCACCGCCAGUACUAGUGACUCCACCGCCAGUACUAGUAGCUCCACCAUUGACGCCGCAGAGGUUGUCCGUUCCAGUUGGAGCUAGAUGAAAUAGUCAUGAUUUAGUUUUUCUAUGUGAAUUGUACAUUUAAAUUAUAUGUUUUGGUUUUGUAAUGCGAUAGUUAUAAGUUUUUUUUUUUGUAAGGUUCAUUUUAAGAUUCGAAUCCCGUUAUUUGAAUUGUAAUCUGUAAAAAAAAUUAUAUCAAAGAGGUCCAUAAAUGAUUUAUAGGUGU